CACGGGAGCCACAGGACGGAGCUCGGGCGGAGAGGAGAGCGCGGAACAGCCGCAGGUCACUGACAGCUGGGGCCAUCGGAGCCGCUGGGUGAUGAAGAGCUCUGUGCUGUGAGUGAACAAAGGACCUGGAGACACAGGAGUGGCUUCCAGAGCAUCACCUCAGCAGCUCAGCCCGUGGAGGGGAGAACUUGUGAUCUGUUUGUGCUGACCCCAGAAGGCUGAGCAAAGCAUCAUGAGCAGCCAUCAGCCAGUAAAAAUCUUCAAGAAAUCUUCUAUCCCAGGAGUUGUUGUCACUCAGUUUGUGAAUGAUGUUCCACAAGGAUGCAGUACACCUGAUUUUGAGAAGAAACCCCUCACUCUGACACUGCAGGAAGGUAAAAAUGCCAUUUUCAGAGCUGUGGUCAAAGGUGUCCCAACUCCUGAGGUGAAAUGGUCACGUACACGGAAAGCAAUGGAUGAUUCUGCCAAAUACGAAAUGUCCUUCAAUGGUGCCACAAAUGAAUUCAUUCUGCAGAUCAGGAGCGUGGUUGUGGAUGACAGUGAUCUGUAUCGCUGCUGUGCCGCCAAUGCCUACGGAGAGGCCUCGUGCUCCGCUGGCCUCAGGAUCAUCCAAGUUGGCUUUAAGAAGAAGGCGAAAUAUGUUCCUGUUCAUGCUGCUGAUGAGCUCAAGAAGACACUCCUGGACUCCAAGAAGCUGCUAAGGAAGAGGGCUGCAGCACCAAAACCAAAGCCCCUGGACAAAGAAGCUGUAUGGCAGCUGCUGCUGCAUGCAGAUAAGAGAGAUUAUGAGAAAAUCUGUAUGAAAUAUGGAAUUGUUGACUUCCGUGGGAUGCUGAGGAAGCUGCAGGAGAUGAGGAAGGACACAGAGAGUGAACAAGACAAGUUAAUUCACAGGCUCAAAAACUUUGAACACAUCAGAGUCAACAAGGAGGGAAAUGCUACCUUUAGCCUGGAGAUGGAGCUGAAAAACAGCAACAGCAACGUUUACCUGCUCAAGGAUGGUGAGAGGCUCAGGUACGGGACAGGGGAUGAGUACAGGAAGCACUGCCUGAGGAGAGUUGGGAGAAGAUAUUAUUUCACUGUCAAUGAUGUGCAGCCAGAGGAUGCAGGGGUGUACCAGGUCAGGGUGGAGGACGUCCCUGUCUUCUCAACCGAACUGGAUGCUCAAGCCAUCCCGGCGCGGUUCCGGCAGCCGCUGUCCGACGUGCGCUGUGCCGAGGCCGCGGACGCCCGGUUCCAGUGUGUGCUGUGCACGCCCUGCCACGAGCCCCUGUGGCUGCACAAGAGCCACCCCCUCCAGAACAGUGCCAAGCACCAGAUCUCUGUGACACCUGAUGGCCUGAGCCACGAGCUGAUUGUCAGGAACGUGGGGCCCUCGGACAGCGGGCUGUACACGCUCGACGCGGGACAGGGCUCCUCCAGCGCCUGGCUCCUCGUGGAGUAUGCCAAAGGAAAGAGGAGACAGGAUGAAGGAGAAAAGAUUGAAAGGGAGACAUCUGAGUGGCUGAAGGAAACAAUGGCAGACAAUGAAAGGGCGAGGAAGCUUCGGCGCCAAGAACAAGCUGCUGCUGAAGAUUCUUCCUUUUCCACAUCCUCUGGUGCAGAGAAAAGUGCCUGGUACAGAACAACUCAAGGCAGCAGCCAAGGCAGGGGCCAAGGACACUCCAUUGAUUCUGAUGAUGGAAGCCAAAGAUUUUUGGGAAAAGAGGGUCUACGCAAAACCCACAUGAACGGAGAGAUGGGGUCUGGACAGUUUUCUGGAGCAGGUCUAGGUGGAGACUCAGCAGCCAAUGGUGGCAGCACCUUUGGACUAAAAGGCUUAGGAGGCAGAAGUGGGUUAAGGGCUGUCCAUGGCAGGGACUCUGUGUCAGGUCCUGGUGCUGCAGAAGGAGGGGCAGGUGAAUGGAAUUCUGUGGGUGGCAGAGGUGAGGGUGUGCUGGGUGCUGUUAACAUUGACAUGGAUGACGGAGGAGGUUUGGGCUCCCAGCAUGACAAGGAAGGGAAUUCAGGUGAUGCCAAUUACAGAGCUGGUUUUGGGGGUGCUGGAAGGUUGAGUGGUGGAAGUUCUGUGCCAGGUGGACUUGAUCCUGAUUCAGCUGGAGUGGGAGCCAGUGUGAAUGAUCUGUUCAGCAGGACUGGAGCUGGGGGGAAUGCUGCAGGUGCUGGAAUGGCAGGAGAAAUGAGGUCCCACCACGGCAAGGAUGGGCAUCCCACUGUGGGUGAUAUGUAUGGAGGUAUAAACAGAGAGGGACAAACAGGGACUCCCUAUGGCAAGGAUGGCUUGGUACCUCAUGCCAGUGGUCAGUUAGGGCAGGCAGGAAGAUCUGGCUCACUGCAUGGGCCAGGAGGCUUUCCAGGUGGAGAUGGGGCUGUACCUGCUGCACGUGGCAAUUCCACAAGAGAAAUGGAGGCUUUGUAUGGUCCAGAUGGUCGGGCACUGGGAGCAGGUGCUGGUGGUGCUGGUGGAGCUGGUGCAGGGGGAUUUGGAGCUCCCUAUGGGAAGGAUGGUCUUCCCAUUGGAGCAGGGAUUGGUGGGGCUGGUGGUGCAGGUGCACUUGGAUCUCCCUAUGGAAAGGAUGGUCUCCCAGCUGGGGCUGGUGGUGCGGGAGGAUUUGGAGAGGCUUUGUAUGGUCCAGAUGGUCAGCCACUUGGAGCAGGUGGUGGUGGUGCUUCUGGUGCAGGGAGAGUUGGAGGUUCCUAUGGAAAGGAUGGUUUCCCACUUGGAGCUGGAGUUGGUGGAGCUGUAGGUGGUGGGUUUGGAGGUGCUGGCUCUCCUUAUGGAAUGGAUGCUUUCCCAGCUGGAGCAGGUGCUGGAGGGCCUGGUGCAGGGGGACUUGGAGGUCCCUAUGGGAAGGAUGGUCUCCCAGCUGGAGCAGGUGCUGGUGGUGCUGGAGGAUUUGGGGAGGCUUUGUAUGAUGGUCGGCCACUUGGAGCAGGUGUUGGUGAUAUGGCUGGUGCUGGUGAAGGGGGACUUGGAUCUCCAUGUGGAAAGGGUGGUCUCCCAGCUGGGGCUGGUUUUGGUGGUCUUGGUGCAGCGGGACUUGGAGCUCCCUAUGGGAAGGAUGGUCUUUCCAUUGGAGCAGGUAUUGGUGGGGCUGGUGGUGCAGGGGGAGCUGGGGGUCCCUAUGGAAAGGAUGGUCUCCCAGCUGGAGCUGGUGUUGGUGUUGGUGGUUCAGGUGGUCCCUAUGGAAAGGAUGGUCUCCCAGCUGGAGCUGGUGUUGGUGUUGGUGGUUCAGGUGGUCCCUAUGGAAAGGAUGGUCUCCCAACUGGAGCUGGUGUUGGUGGUGCAGGAGGAUUUGGAGAGGCUUUAUAUGGUCCAGAUGGUCAACCACUUGGAGCAGGUGUUGGUGGUGCUGGUCCUGUGAGGGCCAGGGGAAUUGGAGCUCCCUAUGGAAAGGAUGGUCUCCCAGUUGGAGCUGGUUCAGGGGGAGCUGGGGGUCCCUAUGGAAAGGAUGGUCUCCCAGUUGGAGCUGGUGCUGGUGUUGGUGGUUCAGGGGGUCCCUAUGGAAAGGAUGGUCUCCCAGUUGGAGCUGGUGCUGGUGGUUCAGGGGGUCCCUAUGGAAAGGAUGGUCUCCCAGUUGGAGCUGGUGUUGGUGUCGGUGGUGCAGGGGCAGCUGGGGGUCCCUUUGGAAAGGAUGGUCUGCCAGCUGGGACUGGUGUUGGUGGUGCAGAGGGAGUUUUGGGUCCCUAUGGAAAGGAUGGUCUCCCAGUUGGAACUGGUGUUGGGGGAGCUGGGGGUCCCUAUGGAAAGGAUGGUCUCCCAGUUGGAGGUGGUGUUGGUGGUGCAGGGGGUGUCUAUGGAAAGGAUGGUCUCCCAGUUAGGGCUGUUGUUGGUGGGGUUGGUGGUGAAGGAGAAGUUGGAGCUCCCUUUGGAAAGGAUGGUCUGCCAGCUGGGACUGGUGCUGGUGGUGCAGGGGGUCCCUAUGGAAAGGAUGGUCUCCCAGUUGGAGCUGGUGCUGGUGGUGUAGGGGCAGCUGGGGGUCCGCAUGGAAAGGAUGGUCUCCCAGUUGGAGCUGGUGUUGGUGUUGGUGGUGCAGGGGGAGUUUUGGGCCCCUAUGGAAAGGAUGGUCUCCCAGUUGGAGCUGGUGUUGGUAGUUCAGGUGGUCCCUAUGGAAAGGAUGGUCUCCCAGCUGGAGCAGGAUCUGGUGUUGGUGGUUCAGGUGGUCCCUAUGGAAAGGAUGGUCUCCCAGCUGGAGCAGGAUCUGGUGUUGGUGGUUCAGGUGGUCCCUAUGGAAAGGAUGGUCUCCCAGUUGGAGCUGGUGUUGGUGUUGGUGGUUCAGGUGGUCCCUAUGGAAAGGAUGGUCUCCCAGUUGGAGCUGGUGCUGGUGUUGGUGGUUCAGGUGGUCUCUAUGGAAAGGAUGGUCUCCCAGCUGGAGCAGGAGCUGGUGUUGGUGGUGCAGGGGGAGUUUUGGGUCCCUAUGGAAAGGGUGGUCUCCCAGCUGUGGCAGGAGCUGCUCAUUUUCCUCCUGGGGGUGAGGAAGUGAUGGGAUCUGGCUGUGGCACGGAUGGCACACUGAGCAGAGCUCCAGGAUAUGCAGGUGGAGCAGGAGGAGAGGGCUUUUCUGGGGAAGGCUCUGCACCGUGGGGUGCAGGGUCUGCCUAUGGCAAGGACAGAGGUUCAGCUGUAGCCAUGGCUGGUGCAGGUGGGGUUGGGAACUUGGGAGGGGAUGAAUGGGAUUCAGUCUACGUUAAAGAAGGUGUAGGUGGUGCUGGUGGAUCACGUGGUGAAUAUGGGCUGGAUGCACAUCCUGGUAGAUCUUCGAGAGGUGAAACUGGAAAGGGCACUCCUGGUGAUGUCCGAGGGCCAGGGAACAAAGGCUCAGCUGGUGACAGAGGGUCCCUGUCAGGUCCAGGAGGAGCCAGGGCAGAAGGCAGAGAUUUCGGGCAGUUGGGCUCCCUUUAUGGCACAAAUUCUGCCUCUGGAAAGGCAGGGAGUAAAUCCCAUGACAGAUCUGUUGAUGGGAGUAGUUCAAGUGGGCUUGGUCAAGGUCCACUGAGCUAUGGCCAGAUGUCAGGUCCUUUUGGUGGACCUCCUUCAGCAAAUCAGAGAAACCAGGAACCUGACCUGGAUCUUAAAGCAAAUGAUUCCCUGAACAACACGGAAAGCACAGGACAAAAGAGACGGAGUGUCCUGGAUGAUCUCAAAGUCCCACGCUGUUACCUCAACAAGCAGCUGGCAACCGUGCGAGUGCUGAAGGGCGAGCCAGCCGAGCUGUCCUGCACUGUCAGCAAGGACAAUGUGACAGCAACCUGGUUUAAGGAUGGCCUAAAGUUAACAAGCAUGGAUGGAGUCGUCUUUGAAAAGAAAGGUCUUGUCCACAAAUUGAUCAUUAACAAAGCUGAAGAUAUUCAUGCUGGUAAAUACAGGUUUGAAGGUGGAGAUGUAAAAACUGAAGCUUCAAUUUUUGUUGAAGAUCCUCCCCAAGUGGACAAAGUACUCCUGAAGAACUUGACCAGUGUCCCCACGGUGGCCAAGGCUGGGGAGGCGGUGAAGCUGCGGAUCCCGUUCAAGGGUCGAGGGCCCAUCAGGGCAGCGUGGCUGAAGGACAGGAUGGAGCUGGGGGAUGACACCAGGAUCCGUGUGGACAAGACAGACACCUGCACCACACUGUCCAUCUCCAGCUGCAGCAGGAGGGACUGUGGGGAUUACAAAGUCAGGCUCAAGAACGACAGUGGGACACUGGAGAUCAACCUAAAGCUCGUGGUGAUAGACAAGCCACAGGCCCCAGCAGGACCCAUAAAAAUUGUGGAAAACUCUGCCAACAACAUCACGAUCCAGUGGAAGCCCCCAAAGGAUGACGGGGGCAAACCAGUGCAAAGGUACCUCAUAGAGAGGCAGCAGGUGGGCAGGAACGACUGGGAGACCUUGGGAGAAACCCCCAGGAGCUGCAGCACCUUCACCACGAGCAAAGUGGAGGAAGAGAUGAGCUACUACUUCAGGGUGAGGGCCAUGAAUGCCGAGGGAGUGAGUGAUGCGCUGGAGUCGGGGGAAGUCAAGGCUGCUGGUAAAGCUUCCCCUGGUGCCCCAGAUCCCCCUGAGAUCAUCAGUGCCAGCAGGGACACCAUCACCAUAUCCUGGAAAGCUCCUUGUAAAACUGGCACUUCCCAAAUUAUGGGAUACAUUGUUCAGAAACGCAAGAAGGGCACUGUGACCUGGCUGCCAGUCACCAAGGUGCCUGUCAAAGACAAGAAGCUGAAGGUGACCAGCCUGAAGAAGGGUGUGCAGUACGAGUUCCGUGUGGCAGCUGUCAAUGCUGCAGGCACAGGACAGCCCAGUGACCCCUCAGAGGCCGCCUUUGCCCAGGAUCCCACCAAAUCUCCAGGCCAAGUGCAGGACCUUAGAGUGAGCAGUAGUGACAGCACCAGCGUCACCUUGACAUGGAACAAACCUGAAGUACAAGAUGGGAAUGAUGUGAAAGGCUACGAGGUGGAGAUGAGGCCCUGUAACAGCUCCAGCUGGACCAAGUGCUUCACCCUCCCUGCAGAGAGCACCUGCUGCAGGCUCCAGGGCCUCCAGGCCGGGGAGAAGCUGCUCCUGCGCGUGACGGCCCUCGGCACCAGCGGCCACGGGGAGCCCCUGGAGCUCGAGACUCGUGCUGGAGCUGCUGCUCCCGUGGUCUCUCCCAGGUUUCUGAUAGAUGACACAGUGAAAAGCUUCCUGGUUAUAAAAGCAGGGAAUCCCAUCCAGGUGAAGAUUCCCUUUGAGGGAUCUCCUGAGACGGUGGUGACCUGGUUAAAGGAUGGGCUCCCCCUUCCCAGCCGGGCUGCCGUGAGCACCAAGGAUGGAAGCGCCCAGCUGCUGCUCAGGGCAGCUGAGAUCAGUCACAGCGGCACCUACAGCAUCGAGCUCGGGGAUGGGCUGGGGAAAAGGGAAACCUUCAGCUUCCAGCUUCAAAUUACAGAUGUCCCUCAGCCCCCUGGAGCCAUCCAGCUGGAGGAGAAUGUGCCCAACACAGUGACAGUGACCUGGGACCCCUCAGCAUCUGAGCAGUGGGAGAAGAACCUCUAUUACACUGUCCUGAAACGGGAAUCCCAGAAGGGUCUGUGGCAUGUGCUGGGGGACCUGAUCUACAACAACAAGUUCACCUUCACCAGGGUGGUUCCAGGCAGGGAUUAUUACUUCAGGGUUGUGGCAAGAAAUGACCUGGGAGCCAGUGAUCCAUCAGAGACUGUGCAGCCCUGGAGGAUCUGGAAAAAAAAGGCUGAGUUUCGAGUGCAAGCACAGAAGUACAGGGGAGUUAACCAGAACCAGCCCCCGAGGUUCCUGGUGCCACUCAAGUGCCAUGUCGUGGUGACAGGCAGCGAGUGUCGCAUGAGCUGCGCUGUUGGGGGCCAUCCCCCUCCCAAAAUCAAAUGGUACAAGGACAGCAGAGACCUAUCCAGAGAUCCCAACUACUUCUGCACCAACGACUUUGGAGUGUGCUCCCUGGUGGUGCUGGGGGUCACCAAGCAGGAUGAGGGGGAGUACAUGGUGGAAGCCAGCAAUGAAAUGGGCCGUGCCUUCAGCAAAGCCUUCCUCGCCAUCAAAGACUCCUCCCUGUAGCGUGGCCCUGCUGAGAACAUCCCUGCAUGGCUCCCAGGAUGAGAAGGUUUGGGUGAGGACUCCUCCAUAUGAAGGCUGUGCAUUUAUGGUCAGGUGUUCUUCAUAGACUGAGGGCAUUAUUUUUCAGAUCCAGUAAUUGUACUUUGAACAUGAUGCUGCAUUGUCAUCAAUACUGAGGGAAAAAAGCUUUAAGAGCACUGUAUUUUAUUUUUUUUUAAUGAUCAGGCUAUCCAUGAGACCUUUAAAACACAGCUUAGAAGCUUCACAAACACAGAAGAUGUGAGGAAAAAUAAUUGGCCGAAAUGAAACUUUCUGUGGAGAACACAGAUGGAAGAGAUCAUCUUGCCACACCACUCACCCACAACAAGGACAUUUCUGGACAUCAGGGGUCUCUGGUCCUUUAACAUAUGCUUUUUCAAGCCAAAACAAACACUUUGGAUCCCAUGUGAUUCUCUGCAGGUUUCCCAAAUCUGGCAGAAGCAGUUCUGCAUGUGUUCUACUACCAGUAGCAUCUAAAUAGAUUAUCUAACCCCUAAGUCAUUUUGUCUGGGCAGGAGAUGAAAUCUCAGACCAGCCUGGCAUGGGGUAGCUGAAAUUCCCAUUGCAAAGUGGGAAGGACUGUAAGUCUACAAGCAGUGUGUGAGCAGAGCAACUCCCCAAACCCCCAGCAUGUGCUGUACAAAGGCUGUGCCAGUCCUGAACCACCCCCAGCAUCAUCCUGUGCAUACCCCCGCUCAUUGCACUGCUGGGAGCCUUUUGCCUUGUGCUGAAAGAGGUGAAAAAUCCUUCCUGUCUGACCAGAAAUAUGAGGGACCCCUGCAGUGGCCAGGGGUUUCCAUCACAGCAAAACGUUCUGCUGGCUGUAAGAGGGUGUCACAGCCAGGGCACCAAGGGUACUUUGUGACAGGAGAGAGCAGAGCCAAACACAGCUGUGGGGCUGGAAUGUUCCUUCGGAUUACGUGUUGUACAAUG
Molecule: messenger RNA, 8515 nt
Organism: Pseudopodoces humilis (Tibetan ground-tit)
Lineage: Eukaryota; Metazoa; Chordata; Aves; Passeriformes; Paridae
Source: RefSeq, a predicted model, not a curated record